CACACACACACACACGCAGGUUUGCAUGCUUCCAGACAACAUGGUCAUUUCCUGUGACACUGUGUAUUUAUUGCUUGAAAUUAACAGAGAAAAACCAGCUUAAAGAGUGAAAAUCUCAACAUUUAUUAAUACAAAUCCCUUCACACUCUUGUGAAGUAAUGCGGGGAAAGCCGGUUAUGUAACCUUUAAUUCACGCAUUAAUCCAAGCGUGUCCGACUCUUUUGUCUAAGCGGUGUGUGCCGCGAAGCGCUCCGGGCCAAAAGGGGAACUUCAGGAACGAGUCAGUUGAUAUUUAAAACUGCAGUAGAGAGAGAUAAAUUAACUUCUCAAAAAAAGGACUGUUUAUUUGAACAGCAGGGCGGACUCUGUUGGGCAAAGAAAGACGCGAGUCGGCCCUGCAGUAGCCAGCGCAGCAUUAACCAUUAACUUAUACAAUCACGACCAGAAGUGUUUAUAGUGUUCAGGUAAAUUGGGUGUUUAAUUAGUCUCGACUUUUAUUGCCUCAUUUUCGGCCUAAGCGCUGCAGGUCGAUGUCGAAAGCAGCAUUUUGUGUAAAAUAAAGCUGAUAAUUGAAAGUGAACAAUCCACACAUUUGAAGGAAACUCAAGAAAAUAUGAGAAACUCAGUCCUUAACCUGCAGCUUUAAACGCAGAUGUGUAUAUUAGAUAUAUGUCAAGCGCCCUGUAUGCAAAUUCUUUGGUCAGGCUGCAAAUUAGUGGUAUUCCUGGCUUAAGUUUGCACAGAAAAGAGCUUUUUGUUGUUUGUAGAUUGUGAUCUUGGCAAUCCGGGGGGGGAGAGAAAUGCUCAGCAUUAUCUGUGCUACCAGGAAAGAAGAAGUGUGCGACAUUAACGCAUUUAAAUUGACCUGCCGCUCUGCCUAUGAAUGUGGCGGAGGUGCUGGAGUUCUGCGUCACGUAUAUAUACCUGUGCAAGAUGUGUACCUGCACCAUUCGCUUUAUUAGGACAGAAAUGGCCUCCUCUGAGGGAAACACUCCGACCUAUAAGAUGAUGUCUUUAGACCCUGAUAUCAACCAACACUUUCAGGAUGCAAUAGAUGUGAUCCAGCAGCAUUCACACAACGCAUACUACGAUCCAGAGUGCAAAUAUUUCGAGACGCUGGGCAGCCAGCCGUCGUCUCUGCAGGUUCAGAUGUCCUACCACGUCUUCGCACACCAAUCUGACAUCCCAGCUGUAGGCUACGACUGGAGCGAAAUGGCUCACUCCUGGCCUCAGGUCAUCCCCGACGUCUCUUUGAGCCACUCGGUGCAGAACGAUUCGCCGCAUUUCUACUCCGUCAUCCCACCGCAGAGGAACAGCAAAGGACGUAAGAAGCUGAGGUUGUACGAGUAUCUCCAUGAAGCCCUGAACGACCCCAACAUGGGCGACUCGAUACAGUGGACGGACAGCAGCAGCGGCACGUUCCACUUCAUCUCUAAGAACAAAGAGAAGCUGGCCGAGUGCUGGGGCCAGCGCAAGGGCAACCGCAAAACCAUGACCUACCAGAAGAUGGCAAGAGCCCUGAGGAACUACAGCCGCACCGGCGAGAUCGUCAAAGUCCGCCGCAAGCUCACCUACCAGUUCAACCCAGACAUCCUGCACAGGCUCGGUUCGGCCCAGGUACCCAUGCACCUGCAGCGCCCAUCUGCGCAGGACGACGCCCACAGUCGGCAGGAAAGCCCGUCCGAGCAGAGCUACCCCGGGUCGGCGGCGGCGGCAGACUGGCACGGCUGGUACGGACACUACCAGCUUCAGGAAGACUACGACCUGGCGGCGAGCUUCACCUCACACAGCUCAGCCAAACUGUGAGCCGACAGGCAGCAGAUCCUGAAAACGUUUUGUCGUUUGGAGGGAUUCUCUAAAAGACUCGUCUGCAUGUUGCACCUAAAUGUUCUGUGGAUGAUCAGCUAAAAGCAGCACGCGAUGUGGUCCAGUCAUUUCAGCAGUUUCUGUAAAUAAUCUGUAAAUAUUGUCAAAAAUGAUGUUGAAAUUGAAGUAAAAAUUAUGUUCUCGUUUUGAUAUGCGUCCUUAUUUUGAAGUCUUUUUUAUCUGAGCUGUUUUGUUCUACAUGAAGAAAAAUACAUUUUUCUCUCAAAACUGUUUUGAUAACUGAGUAUUUUAUUUGAUAUUUUGCUUAUUUACGCAGUUAUACUAAUUUAAUAGUGGAAAACAGCUCUGUUCAUGCAAGUUAUUGAAGACUGUAAGGAGUGCAUUGUAUUAUUAUUACUGAGCUGACCUUUUAAAAUUUCCAGUGGCAUUUAAUAAAAUCACCUAACAGAGGAUUAGAUAAAAAGAUUAUCUGUAAAUCUCCUGCAGGGCAUCAAAUCAUCACUUUUAAACAAUAAAAAUAAGCUUUGCAUCUAUAUAAUUUGAACUCAAGGUUUAAUUCUUAUUGAAA
Messenger RNA from Poecilia latipinna (sailfin molly), 2395 nucleotides. Its product is annotated as transcription factor Spi-C-like. Bases 880 to 1806 code for a protein of 308 amino acids. Gene Ontology annotation, biological process: regulation of transcription by RNA polymerase II; cell differentiation. Gene Ontology annotation, molecular function: sequence-specific DNA binding; DNA-binding transcription factor activity, RNA polymerase II-specific. The record is from RefSeq and is a predicted model, not a curated record. NCBI's taxonomy places the organism in Eukaryota, Metazoa, Chordata, Actinopteri, Cyprinodontiformes, Poeciliidae. The transcript has 5 exons. Gene Ontology annotation, cellular component: nucleus.